AUGGCCGGCCAGACCCGCGGGGCCACAAUCGCACUGCUGGGGAUCCUGCUGCUCGGCGCCGUGCGCCCGGGAGCUGAAGCUUCCGAGAUUGCUGUGCCACACGGAAGUGGCAUUACAGUUCUCAUAAAACCUGGGACCCCCACGCUGCCGGUGAAACCCUGUUACAUCAUCAGUACUAAAGGACACUUAACCACAUUGACCAUCAAAUCCGGAGAAAAGGCGGUCUUUUCCUUUAACUGCCGGGACCCAGAGAAGCACUUUGUCAUCGAGAUCCAGAAGAAUAUUGACUGCAUGUCAGGCCCGUGUCCUUUCGGGGAGGUCCAGCUUCAGCCGUCAACAUCGGUGCUGCCCGCCGUCAACAGAACUUUCAUCUGGGACGUCAAGGCUCACAAGAGCAUUGGUCUAGAGCUGCAGUUCUCGGUCCCUCGCCUGAGGCAGGUGGGGCCGGGGGCGAGCUGCCCAGACGGAGUCACUUACAACAUCAGCGGCCGCAUCGAUGCCACCGUGGUGAGAAUCGGAACCUUCUGCAGCAACGGCACUGUGUCCCGCAUCAAAAUGCAAGAAGGGGUGAAAAUGGCCUUACACUUGCCGUGGUUCCACAAGAGAAACGUCUCUGGCUUCAGCAUCGCAAACCGGUCUUCUAUAAAACGGCUGUGCAUCAUCGAAUCCGUGUUCGAAGGUGAAGGUUCCGCCACCCUGAUGUCUGCCAACUACCCGGAUGGCUUCCCUGAGGACGAGCUCAUGACCUGGCAGUUCGUCGUUCCCCGGCACCUGCGGGCCAGCGUCUCCUUCCUUCACUUCAACGUCUCCAACUGCGAGAAGAAAGAGGAACGGGUUGAAUACUAUAUCCCGGGCUCCACCACCAACCCCGAGGUGUUCAAGCUGGGGGACAAGCAGCCCGGGAACAUGGCUGGGAACUUCAACCUGUCUCUCCAGGGCUGUGACCAAGACGCCCAAAACCCAGGGAUCCUCCGGCUGCAGUUUCAAGUUUUGGUCCAACAUCCACAGAAUGAAAGCAAUAAAAUCUACGUGGUCGACUUGAGCAACGAGCAAGCCAUGUCGCUCACCAUCGAGCCACGGCCCGUCAAGUUCAGCCGCAAGUUUGUCCCCGGCUGCUUCGUAUGUCUGGAGUCUCGGACCUGUAGCACCAACCUCACCCUGACCUCCGGCUCCAAACACAAGAUCUCCUUCCUUUGUGAUGAUCUGACUCGCCUGUGGGCGAACGCUGAGAAGACCAUAAGCUGCAUGGACCACCGGUACUGCCCCAGGAGGCCCUACUCCCUCCAGGUGCCCAGGGACAUCCUCCAGCUGCCUGUGCAACUGCACGACUUCUCCUGGAAACUGCUGGUACCCAAGGACAGGCUCAGCCUGGCAUUGGUGCCGGCCCAGAAGCUGCAGCAACACACGCCCGAGAAGGUCUGCAACACCAGCUACAGCUACCUGGUGGCCAGCACGGUCCCCGGCCAGGACCUCUACUUUGGCUCCUUCUGCCCCGGAGGCUCCAUCCAGCACAUCCAGGUGAAGCAGAACGUCUCCGUGACCCUCCGCACCUUCACCCCCAGCUUCCAACAAGAGGCCUCCAGGCAGGGCCUGACCGUGUCCUUUAUCCCCUACUUCAAAGAGGAAGGCGUUUUCACGGUGACCCCAGACACAAAAAGCAAGGUCUACCUGAGGAGCCCUAACUGGGACCGGGGCUUGCCGUCGCUCACCUCAGUGUCCUGGAACAUCAGUGUGCCCAGCGGCCAGGUGGCCUGCCUGACCUUCCUCAAGGAGCGGACCGGCGUGGUCUGCCAGACGGGGCGUGCAUUCAUGAUCAUCCAGGAGCAGCGGACCAAGGCCGAGGAGAUCUUCAGCCUGGAGGACGAGGUCCUCCCCAAGCCAAGCUUCCACCACCACAGCUUCUGGGUCAACAUCUCCAACUGCAGCCCUGUGAGUGGCAAGCAGCUGGACCUGUUCUUCUGGGUGUUGCUUACCCCAAGGACUAUGGACCUGACUGUCAUCAUCACGGCGAUCGUGGGAGGUGGCGCCUUGCUGCUGUUUGCCCUCGGACUCAUCAUUUGCUUCGUGAGAAAGAAGAAAAAGAAGACAAGCAAAGGCCCAUCUGUAGGCAUCUACAACGGCAACAUCAACACCCAGAUGCCGAUGCAGCCAAAAAAGUUUCAGAAGGGACGAAAGGACAGUGACUCCCACGUGUAUGCAGUCAUCGAUGACACCAUGGUAUAUGGCCAUCUGUUGCAAGAUUCCAACGGCUCCUUCCUACAGCCAGAGGUGGAUACCUACCGGCCGUUCCAGGGUCCCACGGGGGACUGCCCUCCCUCCCCACCCCUCACAGGCUCCAGGGCCCCGACUGCAAAGCUGACCGUAGACGAGCCACCCCCCAGCUUCCCUGCUGAGUCUGAGAGUGAACCAUAUACCUUCUCCCACCCCAACAACGGGAACACAGACAUUCCCUUGCUGGACACCCAUGAGCCCACGGAGCCUGGGGAGUAA
Molecule: messenger RNA, 2490 nt
Organism: Puma concolor (puma)
Lineage: Eukaryota; Metazoa; Chordata; Mammalia; Carnivora; Felidae
Gene: CDCP1
Product: CUB domain containing protein 1
Source: RefSeq, a predicted model, not a curated record